AUGACAUCUUCACUCAAGCAAAAUCUUCCCAAAUGUUUAAAGGUUCAGAAAUUUGAAUCUGUGCCUGUUGUGGGACAUGACGAGGCUGAAUCGGUGCACUUUGCCGGUGAUGAACGCCUUCGAGAAGUUACAACAAUGGGUGACACUGUCGAGAACACGAACACCCCACCGAGUGACACCACCACCAUCUUGAAAGCAGUGGCUCCCUCUAUGGACACCCCAACAAGGUGCUCAGAUAAUUCAGCAAACUGGCUCCCAAAAGAAGAUUCUCGAGUUUGUUCUGAUCAUUUUGUUGACAAAGUUCCAACUAGAGAUAACCCUUAUCCAACUCUGAAUCUUGGGUAUACCCCUCUAAAAGAGCCAAAGGCAAGACCUCCACCAAGGCGUCGAUUAUUUGUCCCAACAAAUACAUUUGCCAAUGAUCAAGCAAAACUUCAAAAACUAUCCACCGAUACAGGACCUGUGACUGUGUGUGAUGUGAAUGAUGACUCUGCCACACCAGAAAAUAUAGCAAAUGUAUUCAGAAAUAUACCAGAAAAUGCACCAGUUGAUGUACAAGUAGACCAUACUUAUUUUGCUCCUGAGGGAGAGUCUGGGUAUACAGAAUGUAAUGAAUGUCUCACAAAGUCUUCGAUAAUAGAUGUAAUGAAAAAGGAAAUGGAAGCUCUGAAAGAGGAAAAUGCGAAGUUAAAGGCAAUUAUCCAUAAGAAAUCCAAGAAGUCUUUCAAUGUUCAGGCAGUGACAAAAUCUGACAAAAAGAUGAAAUUUUACACAGGGUUUCCAACAGUUAAUGCUUUUAUGAUUGUUUAUACUUAUAUAGUGACAACAUUCAAGGAAAUCAUAUAUUGGAAAGGUCCAGGUAGGGUAGCAGCCAAUCCACUUAAACCUAAAAGAGUCAAGGUCCGCAGUCUAAAUAAGAAGGAAGAGCUCAUUAUGACAAUGAUGAAAAUCAGAUUAGGUCUUUUAAAUCAAGAUUUAGGGGAUCGCUUUGGUGUUUCUGCAACAUGUGUUUCAAACAUAAUAUCCACGUGGCUUCGAAUCCUUGGGAAAGUUAUAGGCUCUCUUGUUUUUAAUCCACAGAAAGAUGUUGUUAAAGCCAAUUUACCACCUUCCUUUAAAAGUAACAAAUUCAACAAUGUCCGCCACAUAAUUGAUUGUUCCGAAGUGUUUAUUGAGAAACCUAGCAGUUUUCAAAUGCAAGCUGUCACUUGGAGUGAUUACAAACAUCACCACACAUUAAAGAUUCUUAUUAGCAUCAGCCCUUCUGGCAUGAUAAAUUUCAUUUCUAAUGCUUGGGGAGGAAGGGCAAGCGACAAGUUUGUUACUGAAAACUCGGGGUUUCUCGAUAUUUUGGAGGCCUAUGACACAGUUAUGGCUGAUAAAGGAUUCCCCAUAAGAGAGGAGCUCGCACUUCGUCACUGCCACCUUCUUAUCCCUCCAGGGAGAAGAGGUGUGGCACAGAUGACAUCUACGGAGGUUCUAGGUACAAAAGAAAUAGCCAAUCGCAGAAUAUAUGUAGAGCAAGCAAUAAGACGACUCAAAUGUUUCAGAGUUUUGAAAUAUGAACUGCCUCUGACCAUGUUAUGUCACAUUGAUGAUAUUAUCAAAAUAGCAGGUGGACUUUGCAAUUUGUAUCCCCCUCUUCCAAGUGCUGUCAUGGUUGUGUCCUGGACGCCGGCAUCCGACAGCCCACCUGCAUGUUGUUCGGUGAGGUAG
Pecten maximus is the source of this 1716-nucleotide messenger RNA. RefSeq lists its product as uncharacterized. The coding region runs from base 1 to 1716 and encodes 571 amino acids. Lineage: Eukaryota; Metazoa; Mollusca; Bivalvia; Pectinida; Pectinidae. The record is from RefSeq and is a predicted model, not a curated record. The transcript has 4 exons.